Molecule: messenger RNA, 1232 nt
Organism: Aspergillus ibericus CBS 121593
Lineage: Eukaryota; Fungi; Ascomycota; Eurotiomycetes; Eurotiales; Aspergillaceae
Product: transcription elongation factor DST1
Exons: 2
Coding region: 214-1125 (303 amino acids)
Biological process (GO): DNA-templated transcription; transcription elongation by RNA polymerase II; transcription elongation by RNA polymerase I
Cellular component (GO): nucleus
Molecular function (GO): RNA polymerase II transcription regulatory region sequence-specific DNA binding; zinc ion binding
Source: RefSeq, a predicted model, not a curated record
CUCUCAGACAUCUCUUCUCCUCCCUUUGUCUUCUGCUACAUUUGAUUGGCAGACGCAUCAAUCUAUUUUCAUUCUCUCCGUUCACGAGAGGCUACAGAAUCCUCAAAGAUAACCCAUCGAUCACUUUUUACCUCCCGUUGAGUCCCGCCGACUCGUGCGACAGAGCACUGUCAGCUCUUCAUCAACUUUAUCUAUCGAUCUCGAACAUCUACCAUGUCUUUGGACGCCAAGGAAAUUGAGCUCCGGGCCAAGGCCGUGAACAAGGCCGCAACCUCCAAUGAACCUCCCUCCACCAUCAUACCACUUCUGAAACAGCUGCAACAAGGCGUCAAGGCCACCGAGGACCUGCUACGAUCCACCCGUGUGGGUAUCGCCGUCAACAAACUCAAGCAACACAAAUCCCCGGAAGUCGCCCGUCUCGCGAGCGAGAUCGUCUCCAAAUGGCGGCACGAAGUGAACAAGCAAAAGGCCGGGCCUUCACCCGGGGCGAGCGGACGAUCCAGCAGCUCUCCCCGUCCUCGCACCAAUGGCACGCCCUCGGGCGGCACGACUCCCUCCGACAAGGCAUCGAAGCUUUCGGUGCCGCCGGAUAAACGCACCUGGAAGGCCGACGGCGUGGACACCAACCAAACGGGCAACAAGAUUCGCGAUAGCUGCAUCGGAUUGAUGUACGACGGACUGUGUCUCAACUCGACCGAGGCCCCACGGACCGUGCUGGCCAAGGCAUCGGCCGUCGAGGCGGCCGCCCUCAGCGCAUACGGUCCGGAAAGCAAGGAACAAUACCGCACCAAGAUCCGCAGUCUCUACCAGAACCUCAAGAACAAAUCGAACCCCUCGCUGCGCAUCCGGGUGCUGAGCGGCGAAGUGACCCCGGAGCACUUUGUCAAGAUGUCACACGACGAGCUACGGUCGGCGGAACAACAGGAACGAGACCGCAAGAUUCAAAAGGAGAACAUGGACAAGGCGAUGGUGGCACAGGCGGAGCGGAGUAUCAGUACGAGCUUGCAGUGUGGCAAGUGUGGACAACGGAAGGUGACCUAUACGGAGGCGCAGACGCGCAGUGCAGAUGAACCGAUGACAUUGUUUUGUACGUGUAUGAACUGCGGCAAGUCAUGGCGGCAGUGAUGGCAGCGGUGAUGGCAGCAGUGAUGGCGGCAGUGAUGAUGUACUCUUUAUAUCUGGGUUAUAAUGGUGUUGGGCUGAGGCGAGGAGUUCGGUUGUUUAAGGUUAUG